Molecule: messenger RNA, 879 nt
Organism: Clonostachys byssicola
Lineage: Eukaryota; Fungi; Ascomycota; Sordariomycetes; Hypocreales; Bionectriaceae
Source: the annotation of a GenBank genome assembly
AUGACGCUUCUCCUCCGGGGGCACCUUUCUGGGCCAAUCGCGGCAGAUGUCGAUGCUCUCUCUCGGCUGCCACCAUUCGAGGAAGAGGAAGAACAGGAAGUCAACAAUAAUGCACAAACAGAACAGUUUCCCAGCCCAUAUGCCGCAGCCAUAGUAGCGCUUCAGCCGAUCAAUCAGUGCGAAGUUGCGAAUCCGGCUCCCCGUGUAGCCGCCCGUGUCGAAGCCGUAGAACUCCUCCUCGCUGAUCUUGCCCGUGACGCCGUCGUAGACGCGCUCGGUGCGCAUGGCCACGUUGGACCACGAGUACAUCUUCUUGACCUGGUCGUGGAACUUCUCGGUCCGGAUGCGGCCGCUGCGCAUCGCCGUGAUGGCCUUGCCCGUCGCGGCCACGAGGUCGUCCUCCUCCGGCUUCGCGAACGUGGUCAUGUGGGAGGGGAGGACCUCGGGGAUGCCGCCGACUUGGGUGCAGACCACGUAGAGGCCGCAGCUGGCGGCCUCGACGAUCACGGUGCCGAAUGCCUCCGUGAGCGAGGGGUGGAGGUAGAUGUGGCCGCGGACCAUGACGUCGCGGACGUCCUCGUGGCGGAUGGGCCCCAGCAUCUCUACGUGAUCCUGGAGGACGUCAAUAGCCUUGGGACCGGAACCGGCGAUGAUGAAGCGCGUGUAGGGGUGGUUCUCCAGGAUGCGAGGGAUGACGGCAGUCAGCAGGUCGGUGCCCUUGUUGUAGAACAGACGAGAAAUCACAACAAUGGUGAUUACGUCCGUGGGGCCCAGGCGGUUCGGAGACGUGUCUGGUCCGAAGACGCCAGAGCCAUUGGGGGAUUCCUUGUAGUCGCGCGGCCGGAAAUUCUCGGCGACGACUGCAUUGGGGAUUACUGA